UAAUAAUAUACAUAUAUUCAGAAUUUAAUAGUAUAAAUAUAGGAUCUACGUAAAAGUUAUUGGGUUCGCUCUAACCCUUGUAGGGUGCUGUAGCUCCGCCCUGGCUUUUAUUAUGUAAAAAUGAGGCCCACAUAAAAAGGUGUCAUGUCAGCUAAAAAGGAUGACAAAAAUACGCUAAAAUUAUGUUCAGUCCUGUGAAGUUAGAGUGUGUCGUAGCAACUUUGUUCAUUGUUCGGGGGAUGCUAGAUGUUUUGCUCUCUUGAGUAUAAAAGAAGUUGAGAAAUGCAAGUAGUUAUGCCAUUUUAGCUAAAACUAUAUCUGUUUUUAUACUUGCUGUUAACAAGUAAUGGAGAAUGAUGAGGUGAUUCUACUGGAUUUCUGGCCUAGCAUGUUUGGCAUGAGGGUCAGGGUUACACUAGCUGAAAAAGGGAUUGAAUACGAGUACAAAGAAGAAGACUUGUUUAGCUCGAAAAGUCCUCUACUUCUUAAGAUGAAUCCGGUUCACAAGAAGAUCCCGGUUUUGAUUCACAAUGGAAAACCAGUUUGUGAAUCUUUCGUUGUAGUUGAGUACAUUGAUGAGGUAUGGAAGGAUAACGAAGCACCGUUGCUACCUUCUGAUCCUUAUGAGAGAGCACAAGCUAGGUUCUGGGCUAACUACACUGAUAAGUUGUAUGAUUUCGGGAGAAGAAUAUGGACAGUCAAAACAGAAGAGUUCGCGGCAGGUAAGAAGGACUUAAUCGAUCCGCUCAAGUUACUGGAGGAAGCUGCACUGGGAGACAAACCUUACUUUGGAGGAGAAAGUUUCGGUUUUCUGGAUAUCGCCCUGAUUGGGUUCUACAGCUGGUUUUAUACGUACGAGACAAUCUGCAACUUCAGCAUAGAAGCCGAGUGCCCAAAGAUCGCUGCAUGGGGCAAAAGAUGUAUGCAGAGGGAGAGUGUCUCUAAAUCUCUAGCUGACGCUCACAAGAUCUGCGAGGCAGUAGUAGAAUUCAGAAAGAAAUAUGGAUUAGAAUAAACAUGUUCAUGUCGUUUUUAAUACAUGAAAGGCAAUUAGUUUUGCCUCGUUGAGUAAUAGUUUCAGCGUUGGAGGAAUAAAGACACCCGCCAAGCGCUGGCUUGUGGAGUGUCAGUAUUGUCUGUAAUUCCGCUUCUUAAAAGCAAAACAUAUGUGGUGUUCAUCCUAA
This is a messenger RNA of Capsicum annuum, 1184 nucleotides long. Its product is annotated as probable glutathione S-transferase. The record is from RefSeq and is a predicted model, not a curated record. Gene Ontology annotation, molecular function: glutathione transferase activity. NCBI's taxonomy places the organism in Eukaryota, Viridiplantae, Streptophyta, Magnoliopsida, Solanales, Solanaceae. The coding region runs from base 347 to 1015 and encodes 222 amino acids. The transcript is spliced from 2 exons. Gene Ontology annotation, cellular component: cytoplasm. Gene Ontology annotation, biological process: glutathione metabolic process.